Molecule: messenger RNA, 3717 nt
Organism: Arthroderma uncinatum
Lineage: Eukaryota; Fungi; Ascomycota; Eurotiomycetes; Onygenales; Arthrodermataceae
Product: ankyrin repeat protein
Exons: 3
Coding region: 1-3717 (1238 amino acids)
Molecular function (GO): protein binding
Source: RefSeq, a predicted model, not a curated record
AUGAGUGAUGUUGAAACGGCCUCUUCGCUACCGGAUGCUCUAAACUCCCAUCACAGAGCUAGUCUGCACCUCGCACCCGAAACCACCCUGGCUGUGACUCAAAAGGCGACUCCGAACGGAGAUGGACGGUCUACGCUCGAGGACGUGGCUGUAAACGACGACGCCGUGAGCGUCAAGGCUGAUUCUGAAGCAGAGACGAUUAUUCAGUCUGGCAGGGAGGAACUGUCUCCGGAGAAGAAGAGGACCUAUAUCCGACACGUCCCCGGCCAAAAUGAGAAGAAGGAAUCAGAAAAUGGCAUCCGAAGGGCUCCCAAGUUCGGACAGCCCGGUAAUUGGCAGCUUGGGAAGAGGAAACGACCGGAUCACGAUAAUGACGACUCCAGAUCGGCUCUACGGAGUAACCCGAGUUCACGGGCCUCGAGUCCUCUCCCGGCCCUGAAGCAGGAAAAGACAGACGAUCCCCAGGUGUUGUCUAUACUGCAGACGCCGUUAUCGCCUCGUGCUGAUGGUGCUACUGAGGAAAAGCCAAAUGAUAAACUCAAGUACCAUAGGAAACGGGAAGGCGCUAGUGUUGACACCAGAGACGCGCCCGGCGAAAGGCGCAGAUAUCACCACAGGUCUGCCUCUGCCAGCAACGGGCCCGAUGGCGAACCUGACCUCUAUCCCUCGCGUCAUCAUGAUAACAGAUCUCCCUCUCCCCCGAUUCGCUCACACAAGAGGGUAACCUCUGAUUCUAUACACUCUCCACCUCCUCCUAAUAUACAGAAGAAGAGAAAGGCGCCUCCUCAACCUCUAAUCGACCAAAGAUACCACCCUUCAGAAGGCAGGGCCUCGCCCUUUUCUGCCUCAAGCGCCGGCUCCCCUCCACCAAAUGCAUGCGCGCGUAGACUUGCCUCCUGCGACACCUACCCUUUCUCUCCUAUAAAGCAAAUGCAAAACAAAAAGUUACGCGACCAGAAUGGUCGAACACGGCUGGCGAGAGCAUGUGCGGCGCAGGAAGUAGAGGCUGCCAAGUCAAGACAGGCCGAACGACCUGAGGAUCUCAACGUUCCCGACAAUGCUGGGAAUACGCCACUCCAGAUCGCUGCGCUUGAAGGAUGUGCUGAAAUAGUAAAGUUUUUGAUUGAGGCUGGAUGUGACAUCCAUACAAAGAAUAUCGAUCGCGAUACUCCUCUCAUCGAUGCUGUGGAAAACGGGCAUUUGGACGUCGUUAAGAUCCUUCUAGAUGCUGGCGCAAAUCCUCGUGUUGGUAACGCCAAGGGCGACGAGCCUUACGACCUUGUUCCGUCUGAUAAUGAAAAUCGAAACGAGCUGCGGCGCGUUCUUGCUGAUGCGAAAUCCCAUGGAAAUCGACGCCGGAAAUCAGAUGAUAUAAGUGGCCAUGGGACUGCUUCAACCAAAGAUCCCCGUUCCCGAGGAGCUUCUGCUGCAAGCUCUCCUGAUUCCCCUCCGCCCCAUACCGCUCAAAGCCCUCCCCCGCAAUUUGGUCGACGAAAAACCGUUAGGAGUGAGGCCACUCGGAACGAUUUACUGUGGACGAAGCCUACCUUCGAAAACCUUCGAGGCUUUGCGGCGAAAGGCGACAUGGCUGGAGUAGCGACAAUCCUCAACAUUCUCCAAAAGGCGGACACGGAAUCCCUAAUUGCGGCAGCGAAGGGCGGCCAUGAUGAAGUUCUCGGGCUCUUGCUUGGAAUCGGAAACCCAGACCCGGACCCGGAGCCUUUAGCUUCAGCAAAUCACAGACCUGGUCAUGAUACACCCAUGUUAGCUGCGAUCGGAAGAGGUAACAUCGAUGUGGUUAAGCUUCUUUUGAACCAACCGGGAUUUGAUCCUACUCGUACGGACCCUGAAGGCCGCCGGUUUUUCGAGCUCGCUCAGGACCGCAAAGGAGAUAACUGGGGGAUGGAGUACAAUAUAUUGAAGGAAGCGUAUGAUAAACAUGUCAGCAAAUAUUCCAACCGUCGAAGAAUCGAGUCUAGAUCUCCCCGAAGGUCUCGUGACACCCUCAAGGUAGCCAAACGGCCAGAUCGAGAUUCAGCAUCGCCAGCUUCGAUUAUGCGCAAGAACCCUGGUAAAAGCCCUGCACCCCAUCGUCAGAACGAGGACGGGUCAAAGGAUAUCAAACUGCAAAAGGAGAGGAGGUCCGAUAGCACUUUGCCCACGAAGGACAGGUCGAGUUUAAAUAAAGGAUCAGGCCGAGAAGACUCUCAAAGUGUUGCUGAUGAGCGGGAUAACGGCCACACCGACAGAAAGCAAAAAAUUCCGUCUGAUUCACGUAGCCCACGAGAGUCGACCCCACAUAAGCCGGGUGAAGAGCCAGUCAAGCGUCGACGCCUCAUUGCUGGACGCCCACCGCCAGAUCACGCCAAGCGACGACCAAGCUUGAUGUCAUCAGACUCAUUCUCGGGCCGCGAAGAUGCAUCGAAGGCUGGGGCUGAGGAUUCGAACGAGAAUAGCCAAAGAUCAGAAAAACGCAACUCCAUCUUGAAACGUGCCCGAAGUAGUGUCUCGCCAAAGCCAACUAAGCCACGAAAUAAUGACCAUGAUGAGCCUCGUGAUAAACAUGUCAAAAAGCGACGAAUACAUUCAAGCGAGCUUUCAAGCCACUCGACCAGUGAAGCAUCGAAAUCCAAGACUGAAGGUGACACACAGUCAUCAAAACCGCGCCCUGCUCAUCGUGACAACCCAGACGCUAAAUCGGAAAAUGCCAAACCAUCUGAUCACGCGACAAGUCAUACUGACAAACAUCAUUUGAACUCUCGUGACGCUACGACUACGAAGCCAAAGCAUAGAUUAUCAGAUUCGGGAGUUAAAGCCGAGAGUCCCUCUGAAAACAAUACAGGUAGUAAAGCUAGAGCCGAAAGAGAAAUCGAAAAGGAGCGUGUUGCCGCCGCCGAAGCUGAACGUGAGCGCGUGGAAAAGGCAAAGGCAGCAAAAGAAGCAAAAGAAGCAGAAGAAGCCAAGAUAGCUGCUGAAAAGGCUGCCAUUAUUGCUCGCGAGAAGGCUGAAGAGGAUGAGCGGAAGCGCGAUGAAGAACGGAAGCAGCUUGAAGAGGAGCGAAGGCAAGAGGAAGAACGCAAACGCAAGGAGAUAGAGCAACGGCGAGCCCGCCAAGCUGAGGAAGAACACCAGCGAAGGCUUGAACAAGAACGUCUCCGGCAAAUACGCAUACGGCGAGAGCAAGAAGAGCAGGAACAGAGACGACGAGAUGCCCUACCUAACCGUCUACGUACGGCAGCCAAUCUGAUCGGUGCCAAUGACCCCAGAGCAAAAAGCCAUGGCUUUCUCAAAAAGGUCAUGCCUGUCCUGCAUGCUACACGCGACGAUCUCGAGCCGAUGUGCGAUCCUGAAUUAAGAGAUGAGAAAUGGAUUCUCAACUUCUAUGUUGCCCUCUUGCUUGCGACUAAUGAUCUUCAAUUGUCACAGUCCACCAGUGAUGAAUACUGCCAGCUUUACAAGGAAACCAAGCCUAAGUAUGAGAGGAUGGAGCAUGUUUUUUGGGUAAAGUGUUCUGAUUUUAUGGAUCUCGUCCCCCAUAUCCCCCACCUCCAUGGACUCCAUAUCAGCCUCACGGCCAUGCAUAUCGACCCGGAACCUUCACUAGCCAUGCAACAGGAGGACUCGCACCCGUCAAACCUAGAACCAAACCAUACUGCCCAGCAGCAACCCUUGGUCAACGGUGCUCCUAAGCUCAACGGCGUCCACCCCAGCUCAUGA